UCCUCGAUUUUCUUUCCGCAGGUUCAUAACACCUUCGUAUCCCCCGCCGCGGAUCGCCACUGUGUGCGCAACCGCUGGUUCAAAAUAGUCCCUUCCUCUCCUUUCUCUUCGUUGCACUCCGUGACCGUAGAGCCAGCGCGAGGCGCCGACCCAUACAAUCAUGGAGAACAAGCCAGACGAGGCGGCCGUUACGCACGAGGUUAGCAAUGACAGCGGAGUCCAGAAGAAGCGCGGCAUCAUGAACACCCUGUAUCCUCCUGGACCCAAGCCCGGUGCUGGUGGCAGGAUAAAGAAUCACUGCAGGAGAUUUUGGUGGUGCGACCUGCUCGUAUUGGCCGUCAUCGUCCUCGUGAUCGUGCUUCCAAUCAUUUUUGUCGGCAUCCCCAAUAAGGCUCAACAUGAUCUCGACAAAUCCACUCUGGAGGUCACUGCUCAGGAGGUCACCUCUCCUACCCCUGACAGCCUCAAGCUCCGUCUCGUCAGUGUCGCAAAGAGCUCGAGCCAGUUCCAUCCCAAGAUUCGGGCCUUCCGGGCCGCUCUCUCUUUGGAAGGCAAGGAGCCCUUCCUACACAUCGAUGUCCCAGAGGUCAAGGCCGAGGCCGAGACGGAGAUCAUCAUUGAUGAGGCUCUCAAGAUUGAGGACCUGGAGCGCUUCACCGAGUACACCAUGACCGUCAUGGGCAGCGAGGAGUUCACCGUGCACAUGGAUGGCGAGACCAAGAUCAAGCAGUCUGGUCUGCAAGAGAUUGAUGUCGACUACAACAAGGUCGUCAAAAUGAAGGGUCUCAACAAGCUCGAAGGCCUCAACAUCUUCGACCUCAAGAUCCUCUCCGGCAAAAACGAGAUCCUCGCCGACGGCUCCAACAUGGUCGGCAAAGUCUUCAUCCCCAACCCCUCCGUCAUGACGCUCGAGCUCGGCAACGUAACCAUGAACCUCCAAGUCGACGGCAAGGCCGUCGGAACCUCCCUCCUCCCCAACCUGCGCCUCGCCCCCGGAAACAACACCGUCCCCAUGCAGAGCAAGAUCGACCAACUCGGCAUCAUCACCCUCAUCAAGAACAAGUUCAAGAACGGCGUCAUCCCCCUUGAGAUUGUCGGGAACUCGAGCAUCGUCGAGGGCGGCCAGCACCUCACCUACUACGAGAAGGCGAUCCAGAACAAUGUCAUCAAGGUGGAUUUGGAUGCCGGGCCGGCGCUCAAGGGCAUCGGUAUUGAUAUCGGAUCUUUCCAGUAAGUGCCUAGCGGCCUUGGAGUGAGGUGGGAUGGUGAAGAGGGGAUUUGGAGGCUGCUGUCAUGUUUACGGCUCUUUGUAAUUAUGGUGGGGUCUUUCUUAUCGGGAAUGUUCACGUCGAUGCUGUUUGAUACCAUAGCCAUUAUAUUGGCAUCGGAAGGGAUGGGCAGUGUGGUAGUUGAGG
This is a messenger RNA of Westerdykella ornata, 1415 nucleotides long. RefSeq lists its product as uncharacterized. Bases 161 to 1234 code for a protein of 357 amino acids. Gene Ontology annotation, cellular component: fungal-type vacuole membrane. The record is from RefSeq and is a predicted model, not a curated record. Lineage: Eukaryota; Fungi; Ascomycota; Dothideomycetes; Pleosporales; Sporormiaceae. The transcript has 4 exons.